GCUAAGAAGGAAGUGGAGUAUUUGAAGCACGUGAUAUCUAGAGAAGGGGUUAGCAUGUAAUAUCUUUUUUUUUUCUUUUUCUUCUUCUUCCUCUACUUCUUCUGUAAAUUCUAAUACUGCCAUAAAUUAUACGUGUGAAGGUCACACGUAUAAUUCUGAGACGCGGGCACUGGUGAUACGCGAAACCUUAGUUGUGACUGAGUCAUAGCUUGGGUGAGUGAGACAGCUACAUUGUCCGUUGAAUUUAUUCUAUGCAGACCAUAUAUUGAUCUCUUUAGCAAACACACUUAACAUGGAUCAGCGGACUCAAAUCGACUCGGUUGUUCCGUAUAGAUCUCUUCUUCAAGAAAUAUGUUCAGAAAAGCCAUUUUGGCGUUCAUUUGUCAAAUCUCAUAAUCAUAGUAUGACGAAGAAGAUUAUGGACAUGGGCAAUAUACCUGUGUAGUAAGGAAGUUAAUGCUAUCUCAAAAGAAUGAAGAUACUACUCAACGGCAUAAGCUUUUUCGCACGAGGUGUACGGUGAAAGGAAAAAUCUUUGAAUUGAUUAUUGAUAGUGGAAGUCAGGAGAACAUCAUAGAAAGAGACGUGGUGGCAAAGAUGCAGUUAACUCCUAAAAAACAUCCAAGCCCUUACAUGAUUGGAUGGAUCAAAGAAGUUGGUGGCAUACAUGUGGAUGAACGUUGCAGGGUGCCUUUCUCUAUUGGUAAGUACUCCGACGAAGUCUAUUGUGAUAUUGUUGAUAUGGAUGCUUGCCAUAUUUUAUUUGGGAGGCCUUGGCAAUUUGAUGUGGAUGCUACGCACUCGGGUAGGAAGAACACAUAUCAGUUUGAGAAAGAAAGUGUGCGUUAUACUUUGUUACCCAUAGUGGAAAAGAAUCAAACCAAAGCUUCUAAAGUGGAGCUUGAUUUCGAAGAUUAUGUUGUCCCAGCAACCUCAACGUUUGCAAACUCAGGUCUGAUUUAUGUUGCUAACAUGAUAGAAACUCCAAGGUUAUUGACUCAUACUGAGGUAUUUUCCAAUCCCGAUGGCUCAAGCAUUGCUUCGCAACCCAAUGAUGGUGGUGUUUCCUCUGAUCGACUUGCUACUGUAAAGGAGAUGGAGGUCAUGGCAGCAAAUCCUUCUACAGUUUAUUCAAGAUUUGACAUGGUUGAAUCGAAGGCAAUAAGAUCUACUAGAUUAGAGAAGCGCUCAAGAUGGAAGGUUCAACGUCCUCAAUCUAACAGUAAUAAUGCAAUGGAGGCAGAAGGCAACAAACAUGGCGAUGAUUGGACCCAUGCCAAUGCUGAUAUGGCUAAGAAGGGGAGGAAUGUCUUUGCUCAUGUUCCCUUAGCAGAAAAGUUCAAGCGGUUCAGGAAGAUGUCACGCAAAAGUUGCACAAAUAAGAAAUAUAAGGCGACGACUGACAAGCAUAGGAAGCACAAGGUAUUUGAGGUGGGAGAUGAAGUCAUAAUAUUCUUGAAGAAGGAACAAAUUCUAGCAGGAAAGCAGAACAAGUUCAAGAAGUAUGGUCCUUACAAGAUUCCAAAGAAAACCAAUGACAAUGCUUAUGUUGUGGAUUUGCCUAAUCAUAUGGGUAUUUCUAAACAUUCAAAGUGGCUAAUCUCUCUUCGUACUUAUCGGAUGUGGAUUUGUCCAAACAGGAUCAAAAUUCGAGGUCGAAUUUUUUCUCAAGUGAAGGUGAAUGAUGCGGUCACCAAUCAAGACUCGGCCCAAGGCCGACCCAAUUAAACCGGAAUAGUAUCACCAAAAUAGUAGUGCCAUAAUGUUAUUUUAAUACUUCUUAAGUUUUAGAAUUCUACUUGAUUUAGGAUUCUAUUUUAUAUUUCUACUUGAUUUAGGAUUCUAUUUCAUGUUUCUACUUGAUUUAGGAUUCUACUUCAUGUUUGAUUAGAGUUUUAUUUUUAUUAGGAUUCUAGUUGACUUUUAUUUAGGAUUUAUUUCUAUUAGAAUUCUAGUUGGAUUUUGUUUUCCAAAUAUUAGAUGGAUUUGGAUUAGCCAAACACUAUAAAUAUACCUAGGAUCUAGAGAUUGUAAUCAAGUUUUUAUUAAUCAAAUUUCAGCAACCUAUUUGGGUUUUCUUAGCAAAACAGUCUUGUUUUUGCGUCUUCUUGAAAGCCAAGCUUCGGCUAUUGAAGUUUGCUCUUUCAAGGGUUUAUUUUGGUGUGUUUUCUUCACACUCGCGCUACACGCU
Molecule: messenger RNA, 2191 nt
Organism: Diospyros lotus (date-plum)
Lineage: Eukaryota; Viridiplantae; Streptophyta; Magnoliopsida; Ericales; Ebenaceae
Exons: 2
Coding region: 457-1728 (423 amino acids)
Source: RefSeq, a predicted model, not a curated record